Molecule: messenger RNA, 1168 nt
Organism: Cololabis saira (Pacific saury)
Lineage: Eukaryota; Metazoa; Chordata; Actinopteri; Beloniformes; Belonidae
Gene: rbp4
Product: retinol binding protein 4, plasma
Exons: 6
Coding region: 125-718 (197 amino acids)
Biological process (GO): retinol transport
Molecular function (GO): retinol binding; retinol transmembrane transporter activity
Source: RefSeq, a predicted model, not a curated record
GGGAGAGCAGGGGGGGGUCCUGGUCCCCCUAAAGUUCUUACACAAUCCUCUGCAGCUGCAUAUAAGCCGAUCCCACCCCAAACCCACGAUUGCUUUGAGCUGCACUCUUCUUGUAGGAGCAAGGAUGCUGAGGUGUGUUGUGGCGCUGUGUCUUCUGGCGCUAUCCUGGGCACAGGACUGCCAGGUAGCCAACAUCCAGGUCAAGCAGGACUUCGACAAAACCAGGUAUGCAGGAGUCUGGUAUGCCGUAGGAAAGAAGGACCCCGAGGGUUUGUUCCUCCUGGACAACGUUGUGGCCCAGUUUACCAUCGAAGACGAUGGCAGAAUGACGGCCUCCGCUAAGGGCAGAGUCAUCAUCCUCAACAAUUGGGAAAUGUGCGCCCACAUGUUUGCCACGUUCGAGGACACUACCGACCCCGCCAAGUUCAGGAUGAAGUACUGGGGAGCCGCAUCCUACCUGCAGACCGGAAAUGACGAACACUGGGUCAUCGACACCGACUACGACAACUACGCCAUCCACUACUCCUGCAGAAUGCUGGACUCGGACGGCACUUGCCUGGACAGCUACUCCUUCGUGUUUUCCCGCCACCCCACGGGCCUGAGGGCAGAGGACCAGGCCAUCAUCACGCAGAAGAAGGUGGAGCUCUGUCUGCUGGGCAAAUACAGACGUGUCACACACAACGGCUUCUGCGAGAGCAGUGGAUCUGAGCCGCAGUGAUCGCCCCCCCCAGAACUGUUCCCUCUGCUGGUCCCGGGACUCAGUCCCACCUUCGUCUCCCGUCUGCUGCCUCUGUUUACUCAAGAGAGGCCGGAGACCGCUCUCGUUCUUGUAAAAAAUGUGAAACUGAACCGUCGACUUUGAAACUAGUUGACUCCCUCCUUCCCCAGAUCCCCCCCCGUUCGGUCUCAAUAGCUGUGUAGGAUUUGUUUUGUUCUUUGUUGAUAGAAAUGGAGCAGCCCUCCUUACGGGGCGCCGGCCUCCCCACAGACCUCGCUGGUUGCAGUCACAAAACCAGGCACAUCACUGAAAUAAUUCCUUCAAUAAUCAAAUGUGGAACGAUUCUUUGAAUAAUCCUGUUUGGAAAUUUCUCUUUAGACAACCAAAACUUUCAGCAGCUGUUUUUUUUUCUAAUAAUUAAUAUGUUAGAAAAAUAAAAAAUUAAAGAUU